AAAAAAAUAAAAUUCAUGUUGUAUUUUCGUGCUGGUAAGUUGAAGUAAACGGAUGUGUAGAUAUAAGAUUGGAAACUGGCCAAUUGGAUAUUGCUUACGGCUGCAAGUGAAGAAUUGAGCAGCCUUUUCUUCCACUUGGAGACGAAGGCAUCAUCUGUGUGACUUCAGUGGACACAGGGCUUGGCUCCAGGUUGCAGCUAGGAUCAAUCUGCAGUGGUGAUUUGGAGUGGGUCAUGGUUCUGCCUGUCUGCCUGUUGUUUAACCCCUGAGAUCUGCUGCCCAGAGUCCUGGGUCUUCCCCCACGCCUUCAGCCUGGAUAGUCCCUUCCCUUCUUAUCCACAGUUUUAGUUACCCACAGUCAACCACCGUCAAUAUGUUAAAUGGAAAAUUCCAGAAAUAAACAAUUCAUAAGAUUUAAAUUGCAUGCCGUGCUGAGUAGCGUGAUGAGAUCGCUCUCUGUCCAGCCCGGGACGUGAAUCAUCCCUUUGUCCAGCGUAUCUAACUCUGUAUAGCUCCCCGCCCAUUAGUAACUUAGUAGCAGUCUCAGUUAUCAGAUCAAUUGUUGCAGUACCACAAAGCUUGUGUUCAAGUAGCCCUAUUUUACUUCAUAAUGGCCCCAAAGCGCAAGAGGAGUGAGACUGGCAAUCCAGAUAUGCCAAAGAGAAGCCGUAAGGUGCUUCCUUUAAGUGAAAAGGUGAAAGUUUUGGACUUAAUAAGGAAAGAAAAGAAAUCCUAUGCUGAGGUUGCUAAAAUCUACGGUAAGAACGAAUCUUCUAUCCGUGAAAUUGCGAAGAAGGAAAAAGAAAUCCGUGCUAGUUUUGCUGUCGCCCCUCAAACUGCAAAAGUUACAGCCACGGUGCGUGAUAAGUGCUUGGUUAAGAUGGAACAGGCUUUAAAUCUGUGGGUGGAAGACAUGAACAGAAAACGUACUCCGAUUGACAGCAACGCGCUGCGCCAGAAAGCAUUGAGCCUAUACGAAGACUUCAGCAAGGGAUCCCCUGAAACGAGUGUCACCAAGCCAUUUACUGCAAGUAAGGGAUGGUUACACAGAUUUAGGAAUAGAUUCUCACAUCAUCAUCAUCAUAAGAAGAAGAAGGGGAUCAUGGCCCAAGUAGCAGUGUCCACGCUGCCUGCUGAAGAUGAGGAGUCCUCAGAGAGCAGGAUGGUGGUGACGUUCCUCAUGUCUGCUCUGGAGUCCAUGUGUAAAGAACUGGCCAAGUCCAAGGCAGAAGUGGCCUGCAUUGCAGUAUAUGAAAAAGACGUGUUUGUUGUUGGAACCGAGAGAGGAUGCGCUUUUGUCAAUGCCAGAAAGGAUUUACAGAAAGAUUUUGCAAAAUACUGUAGAGCUUUCAAUAUGCGAAGAUGUGAGUGUCCAGGAGUACUAUGUAAAGAACUGGCCAAGUCCAAGGCAGAAGUGGCCUGCAUUGCAGUAUAUGAAAAAGACGUGUUUGUUGUUGGAACCGAGAGAGGAUGCGCUUUUGUCAAUGCCAGAAAGGAUUUACAGAAAGAUUUUGCAAAAUACUGUAAAGCCUUAGGGACGACAGCAAUGGUGCCUGUUCCCUAUGAGCAGAUGCUACAAGACCAGGGGGCUGUGGUAGUGCAGGGGCUUCCAGAAGGAGUUGCCUUUCAACACCCUGAGAAUUACGAUCUUGUAACCCUGAAAUGGAUUUUGGAGAACAAAGCAGAGAUUUCAUUCGUAAUAAACAGACCUUUCCUAGGUCCAGAGAGUCAGCUGGGUGGUCAUGUGAUGGUAACAGAUGCUGAGAGAUCAAUAAUAUUGCCAAAUGAAAGCUGUGGCCCCAUCAAUGUGAAAACUGAACCUGUGGAAGAUUCUGGCAUUUCACUGAAAGCAGCAGCUGUGUCAGUCAAGAAAGAAUCAGAAGAUCCUAGUUACUAUCAGUGUAAUAUGCAAGAAAGCCAUCGUUCUUCCACAAGCAAUGAAGUAAUAGAAAUGGAAUUACCAAUGGAAGAUUCUACUCAGCUGGUCCCUUCUGAAACAAAUGAGAACUCUGAAGCUGAGGUGAAAAUUGAAGGAAACACAAAUUCAACCAAUAUUACAAACUCUGCAGCAGGUGUUGAAGAUCUUAACAUCGUUCAGGUGACAGUCCCAGAUAAUGAGAAGGAGAGAUUAUCAAGCAUUGAAAAGAUUAAACAGCUAAGAGAACAAGUCAAUGACCUCUUUAGCCGAAAAUUUGGUGAAGCUAUUGGUGUGGAUUUCCCUGUGAAAGUUCCCUACAGGAAAAUCACCUUCAACCCUGGCUGUGUGGUGAUUGAUGGUAUGCCCCCAGGAGUGGUGUUCAAAGCCCCUGGUUACUUGGAAAUCAGCUCCAUGAGAAGGAUCUUGGAUGCCGCAGAGUUUAUCAAAUUCACAGUCAUUAGACCGCUUCCAGGACUUGAGCUAAGUAAUGUGGGAAAACGAAAGAUAGACCAGGAGGGCCGUGUGUUUCAAGAAAAGUGGGAGAGAGCGUAUUUCUUCGUGGAAGUGCAGAAUAUUCCUACAUGUUUAAUAUGCAAACAGAGCAUGUCUGUGUCCAAAGAAUACAACCUAAGGCGCCAUUAUCAAACCAACCACAGCAAGCACUAUGACCAGUAUACUGAAAAGGUGCGUGAUGAGAAGCUUCAUGAGCUAAAAAAAGGGCUCAGGAAGUAUCUCUUAGGGUCAUCAGAAAUUGAGUGUCCUGAACAAAAACAAUUGUUUGCAAAUGUGAAUCCAACUGAAAACACUGUUGUGCAGCCCGUAGAAGAUGUGGCUGGGAACUUAUGGGAGAAGUUACGUGAAAAAAUCAAGUCAUUUGUAGCAUAUUCUAUUGCGAUCGAUGAGAUCACAGAUAUAAAUAAUACCACGCAGUUGGCCAUAUUCAUCCGUGGUGUCGAUGAGAAUUUUGAUGUGUCUGAAGAACUUUUGGAUACGGUGCCCAUGACAGGUACAAAAUCUGGAAAUGAGAUAUUUUUGCGUGUUGAGAAAAGUCUUAAAAAGUUCAAUAUCGACUGGUCAAAAUUAGUAAGCGUGGCCUCCACUGGCACUCCAGUGAUGGUGGAUGUAAGUAAUGGACUUGUCACCAAGCUGAAGUCCAAGGUGGGAAUGUCUUGCAAGGGCUCAGAACUUAAGUCCAUUUGUUGCAUUAUUCACCCAGAAUCACUUUGUGCUCAAAAGUUAAAGAUGGACCAUGUCAUGGACGUGGUAGUUAACUCUGUGAAGUGGAUAUGCUCCCGUGGGCUGAACCACAGUGAGUUCACAACCUUGCUUUAUGAACUGGACAGCCAAUAUGGCAGCCUUUUGUACUACACAGAGAUUAAGUGGCUCAGUCGUGGGCUGGUGCUGAAGAGAUUUUUUGAAUCGUUGGAAGAAAUCGAUUCCUUCAUGUCAUCCCGAGGAAAACCCCUGCCUCAACUGAGCUCUCGAGAUUGGAUCAGAGACCUGGCCUUCUUGGUUGAUAUGACGAUGCAUCUGAACACUUUGAAUAUAUCCCUCCAAGGGCAUUCACAAAUUGUUACGCAAAUGUACGACCUGAUUCGGGCAUUCCUAGCAAAACUGUGUCUAUGGGAGACUCAUUUGGCCAGGAAUAAUCUGGCCCAUUUUCCCACACUGAAAUCAGUCUCCAGAAAUGAAAGUGAUGGCCUGAACUACAUUCCCAAAAUUGUGGAAUUGAAGACUGAAUUCCAGAAAAGGUUGUCUGAUUUCAAACUCUAUGAAAGUGAACUGACCCUGUUCAGCUCUCCGUUCUCCAUGAAGAUUGAUAGUGUGCACGAAGAACUGCAGAUGGAGGUUAUUGAUCUGCAAUGCAACACAGUGCUGAAAACAAAAUACGACAAGGUCGGGAUACCAGAAUUCUACAAACACCUGUGGAGCAGCUACCCGAAAUACAAAACCCACUGUGCCAGGAUGCUCUCCAUGUUUGGGAGUACCCACAUUUGUGAACAGCUGUUUUCCAUUAUGAAACUAAGUAAAAUGAAAUACUGCUCCCAGCUAAAGGACCCCCCGUGGGACUCCGUGCUGCACAUUGCAACAUGACAGAAAAAACUGGCAGUGACCUGUGUUGUGUAGGACUGAAUCUUCUAGGCCCAAGGGAUUGUGAGAUGAGAAAAUGAAUCUGCAAAUAUUUUGUUUUCAGUUUUUUUCACUUUGAACCGGAAAUGUAACUUGCAGUAUCACACCUGUUUGUAUGACAUUUUAUGCUUCACCAUAGUUCAGUAAAAAUCAAGAAAGUUUUAUUGUA
Messenger RNA from Galeopterus variegatus (Sunda flying lemur), 4217 nucleotides. Its product is annotated as general transcription factor II-I repeat domain-containing protein 2-like. Gene Ontology annotation, cellular component: nucleus. Lineage: Eukaryota; Metazoa; Chordata; Mammalia; Dermoptera; Cynocephalidae. The transcript is spliced from 17 exons. The record is from RefSeq and is a predicted model, not a curated record. Bases 611 to 4012 code for a protein of 1133 amino acids.